CGUUAGCGCAACCCAGCUUCAACCGCCAGCCCGGGAGCUGGUGUGUCGUCCGAUUGACGAACCACUUGCUUGCCAAACCAACGAUGACGACGGUCCCCGAGGAGCACUACCCACAACUACAACAACCACACACGAUACACAUGUAGUUAUCGCAGCAGCAAAUGAUCGAACGAUAACCCGCGACGUCCCCAAUCAACCGAACACCGCCUCGACCACCACCACUACCACAACCGACUCCCCUCCGGCCACCACCAAGCCCGGACCGGGCCCCCAACCAAGCACAAUGAGCUACUACUUCGCAAUAAUCGGCACGCAGGACAACCCGCUGUUCGAGUACGAGUUCGGCACCAGCAAGCAAGGCGGCGACGGCCAGUCGCGCUUCACCGAGCAGGCGCACCACCUGAACCAGUUCGUGCUGCACAGCAGCCUGGACAUCGUCGAGGAGGUGCAGUGGAUGAACGGCCAGCUGUAUAUGAAAGUAAUCGACAAGUUCUUCACCAACUACAUAUCCUGUUUCAUGACCGGCGGCAACGUCAAGUUCCUUCUGCUGCACCAGCCCCCGCAGACGGAGGAGGCCAUCAAGAAUUUCUUCAACGAGGUGUACGAGAACUACGUCAAAGCCAUCAUGAGCCCGUUUUACAAGGUCAACAUGGAAGUUCGGAGUCCGGUGUUUCGGCAGAGGGUUGCAGCGGCUGGGAGGAAAUACUUGUGA
Molecule: messenger RNA, 712 nt
Organism: Chaetomium fimeti
Lineage: Eukaryota; Fungi; Ascomycota; Sordariomycetes; Sordariales; Chaetomiaceae
Product: Sedlin
Exons: 3
Coding region: 284-712 (142 amino acids)
Biological process (GO): endoplasmic reticulum to Golgi vesicle-mediated transport
Cellular component (GO): cytoplasm; nucleus; TRAPP complex
Source: RefSeq, a predicted model, not a curated record